CCAGCAGACGUUAGUCAUUGGAAGUUUCCUCAUUGAAUAAUGUCCUCCUUUAAUAAUGUUAAACAUAUCGUUGUUGUUGGUGACGGACAAGUUGGGAAAACAUCUCUUCUUUUCGCCUAUACCGAUGGGUCCUUCAAGGAAACUUAUCAGGCCACAAUCUUCGAGAAGGAGGAAAUCGAGCUGACUGUGGACAAUAUACUGUAUUACGUUAAGCUGUAUGAUACAGCCGGUCAGGAGGAUUUUGAUAAAAUACGUCAAACUUUCUACAAACGAGCUGAUGCCUUUUUAUUGUGUUAUUCGAUUCCCGAACGCACUUCUUUUGACAAUAUUGAACUCAAAUGGAUUCCAGAACUGAGACGUUCGCAACCAAACAUACCGAUUGUUCUGGUAGGGACAAAAGAGGAUAUGAAGACACCGCAUGCGGUGACUACAAAAGAAGGGGAAGCCCUCCGGAAGAGGAUAAAUGCAAAUAUAUUUAUUGAGAGUUCCGCAAAAACUCAUAAAAAUGUCCAACUAGUCAUUCAUGAGGCUGUUCGAGCUUCAGUUGUUGGAGUCACGAAUAAUUAUGCUGCUGAUGAAGAAAAUUCCGAAAGUUGCUCAUGUUGGUGCUGGUAAAAAAUUCUCAACAAUUUGUACUUAAAAUUAUUAUUAUUCUAUAAGACUAUAAAGACGAUAUAAAGACCAAGA
Messenger RNA from Phlebotomus papatasi, 687 nucleotides. RefSeq names its product ras-like GTP-binding protein RhoL. The record is from RefSeq and is a predicted model, not a curated record. Lineage: Eukaryota; Metazoa; Arthropoda; Insecta; Diptera; Psychodidae. Gene Ontology annotation, molecular function: GTP binding; GTPase activity. Gene Ontology annotation, biological process: small GTPase-mediated signal transduction. Bases 40 to 615 code for a protein of 191 amino acids. The transcript has 3 exons.